AUGAUUUCGUCCUCGCCUGAUGCUUAUCACCAGACGAGAGUUGUGCAGCUGCAAAUCAAGUCGUCCAACUCCAAUUUGCAACAGAUGGAGCGUAAGACCCACACGUCAACCGUGUCAGAGUACCAAUUGGACAUGUUGGAGCACCUAUUAUCAGUUGAGUCACGCACUUUGCCCAACAUAUCAUUGAUUGAACAACAACCCGAGAUCAAAUUGAGCAUGAGACCUUUGUUGCUUGAUUUCUUGAUGGAGGUGAUUACAAUUCUCAAUCUAUCGCGAUCGACAUUUCCCUUGACGGUGAAUUUGAUUGAUCGUUAUUGCUCAACCAGAAUUGUCAAGAAACAGCAUUAUCAAUUGUUGGGAUUGACGAGUUUAUGGAUAAGUUGCAAAAACUUGGAUCCUAAGUUUAAAAUACCUACAUUGAAUGACUUGCGCAAGAUUUGUGUUGACAGUUAUAACAAGGAGUUGUUUAUCGAAAUGGAAAAACAUAUCUUGAAGUCGUUGGAAUGGGUUAUUAAUAGUCCUACAUUUGAUGCUUUUGUCGAUGUGUUUCUCAACAUGUUGGUGUCAGUUAAUGACGCCAAUUCAAGUGUGAUUAAAAAGUACUACAACAAGAUUAAACUUUCAUCAUACUACCUCGGUGAGUUGUUUCAGUUUUAUCCCAAUAUGUAUUUUGAAUACUCGUCGUCACAAAUUGCCAUUCUUGCCAUCAUGUCAAGUAUAUCUACGUUGAAGCUUCCGAUUAACCUCAUGUCCAUUUUGACUUUUUAUAAUACGCUAUUGGAAAGUGCAACUGUACAGUUGACGAUUGAAAAUUUCCAAAGUGCAUUCAAGUCGAUUAGAGUAUUGGCGUUGCCUAAUAGUUUACAACAAAAAUAUUGUGUUAAUAAUAACCAAAAUAAUUUGCCACCAAAAACACCCAAAGUGUCGAUGCCGUUGACACCUGGACCUAGUCCGGAAGAGAAGGUGUCAAGGAAAAGACACAGUGGUCUUGUCGAUUCGCUGAUGGUUGCCGGCCAUGAAAGGAAGAGAAGUUGUAUAGAUUUAGGUGUAAGAAUAUAA
Molecule: messenger RNA, 1059 nt
Organism: Lodderomyces margitis
Lineage: Eukaryota; Fungi; Ascomycota; Pichiomycetes; Serinales; Debaryomycetaceae
Gene: CLN3
Product: cyclin
Exons: 1
Coding region: 1-1059 (352 amino acids)
Biological process (GO): mitotic cell cycle phase transition; regulation of cyclin-dependent protein serine/threonine kinase activity
Cellular component (GO): cytoplasm; cyclin-dependent protein kinase holoenzyme complex; nucleus
Molecular function (GO): cyclin-dependent protein serine/threonine kinase regulator activity
Source: RefSeq, a predicted model, not a curated record